Messenger RNA from Centropristis striata (black sea bass), 3310 nucleotides. Its product is annotated as E3 ubiquitin-protein ligase TRIM39-like. The record is from RefSeq and is a predicted model, not a curated record. The transcript is spliced from 3 exons. Lineage: Eukaryota; Metazoa; Chordata; Actinopteri; Perciformes; Serranidae. The coding region runs from base 133 to 1923 and encodes 596 amino acids. Gene Ontology annotation, molecular function: zinc ion binding; protein binding.
AAACGCCCAAACUGAACUUUCUCCUUGCACGCCAACUACUUUCCACAAACAACACAGACUUCUCGGCAGAUCAUCACACUGAAGUUCUGCGUUGUCGAACAGACUACAGCCAUUUCAUCAGUGGGAAUUGACAUGGCCUCAGCCAGCAGCCUCCCGUGUGAAGAACAGCUCCUGUGUUCCAUCUGUCUGAACAUGUUCACUGAGCCUGUCUCUACUCCAUGUGGACACAACUACUGCAAGACUUGUAUCACAAGGUACUGGUCCAACAGUGACCUGAUACAGUGUCCCCUCUGUAACAAGAAGUUCCGCAGUAGACCACAGCUUCAGGUCAACACAGGGUUCAGAGAUAUGGUGGAGCAUUUCAACAACAUGAGGGUGAGGGGGGAAGAUGAGACACCUGCCACACCAGGGGAGGUGACCUGUGACAUCUGCCUUGAGCCGAAGCUCAGGGCCCAGAAGACGUGUCUGGUGUGUUUAACCUCGUACUGCCAGCUUCACCUGGAGCCUCAUCAGAGAGUCAAAACCCUGAAGAAGCACCAGCUGAUCGAGCCUGUGUCAAACCUGGAGGACAGAGUGUGUAAGAAGCAUGAUAGGAUGUUUGAGUUCUUCUGCCACGAAGACCAGAUGUACAUUUGUGUCAUGUGCUUGAAAGAAGAACAUGUAACACAUGAAGCUGUCCCAUUAGAGCAGGAGUUCAGAAAGAGGAAAGCCCAGCUGGACUCUGUGAUGUCACAGGUAAAAAUAAUGGAAAACGCUAAAUCUGGGAAUCUAAGUGAUAUCAAACAUUUUGUCAAACAAAGCAGGAAAGAUUCAGAGAAUGAGAUAGCAUACAUCACUGAGGUUUUCACUGCUCCGGUGGUCUCUCUUCAAAGCAGCCAGGCUGAGCUGAUCCAGGUGAUCCAGGAGAAGCAGAAAGCAGCAGAGAAGGAGGCUGAAGACCGUGCAACACCUCUGGAGCAAGAAGUGGCUGAGCUGAGGGAAAAAAGAUUAGAAAUGGAGAAACUUUUGCAAACAGAGGACCACUUCCACUUCCUGCAGAGCUGUCCAGUUCUCCCUUUCCCUGAACACAGUGUCAUAGGUAAAGCUCUGAGUCAGUCCAGCGAGCCAGUAGACCUCUCUGAUAUCAAUCAGCCGAGUUAUGUGAGGAUAGUGAAAAAAGCUGUGGAUAAAAUGGAAAAGAUACUCGGUUAUGAGCUAAUGAUGCUUGUUAAUAAGGUCAGGUUAUCUGAUGGCUUUGAGGCUGAUGAACAGUCUGAUACAGAAGAAGAGUGGACUCCACCUCUAGACAAGCUGAUGAUGAUCCAGCAGAACGAAUCGGUGGAUGUGACGCUGGACGGCUACACAGCCCAUUCCACACUUGCAGUGUCUGAGGAUGGGAAACAGCUGAGAUUUUUUGAAGGUGUACCAUCUCUAAGUUUUUUCUUUUGGAUAAGAUUUCGAAAUCAACCCUUUGUCCUCGGGAAAGAGGGGUUUUCCUUUGGCAGGUUCUACUACGAGGUUCGGGUCAGUGACAGUAAAGGCUGGGUCUUGGGAGUGGCCAAAGAGUCCAUUAACAAAAAGAUAAACUCCAUCUGCCCUGAGGUGGGAGUCUGGGCAGUUGAUAUGUACAUCAACCAUGAGGGAGAGGCAUGUUUUACUGACAUCUCUGGUCACCGGUACGUGAGGCAAAAGCCCCAGACAGUCGGUGUGUUUGUCGAUUAUGAGAAGGGAGAGGUCUCCUUCUAUGACGUGGGUGCCAGGACUCUGAUCCACUCCUACACAGGAUGUACCUUCAAAGAAAUUACACAAUCAUAUCUCUUUGCUCCUGGCGCAUAUGUUGAAAGCAGACCAAAGCUUUACCCUUUCUUUGGUUUCUUGACAGCUGUAGAUGAUCCUGACAAUAUGCUGGAAAUCACUCCUGUAGCCGGGACAAGUUUCACAUAAAUCAGUGGAAACUAGUGUGUAACUUCUACCAUGAGGUAACAAAAGUCACACCACACAUUACAGAAGGACAAUGAAACUGUAAUAUAUGCUGUAUAUUCUUAGAUUGAAUGCGUAAGUGUUUGUUUUUCCAAUCAUAUUGCAAAAAUACGGCAAAAUUUAAACUAAACAAAGCAGUUAAAAUUAUUUACCUGACAGACAGUGAUGAGUUUAUUUUAAAUUGUAGAAAAAGGUGGAAGGGAUCAGUCAUAUAUCAUAUUUAUAUACACAUUGCAAUAUGAGAUGGCUCCAUUGUUGAACCAGAUUCUUAUUCUCAGAAACAUCACUGUUGUUGGGAACAAUAUGAAGUGCACAGCUGCAUUACAGGGAACCCAAUUUAAUAUUUAGUACUUUCAAGAAUGCUUUUGAUCCGUAAUCCAUCUAAGAAUUAUCAUUUAACUCACUUUUUAAAAUGGAAAGUUGCCAAAUAUUCUCUCUUUAUAGUUUUUCUGAUGUGAAUAUUUGCCUGUUUUAGAGUAAAACUUUCGGCUUUGUUCUGUUGGUUAGACCAACAAACCACCUAGAGACAACUUAAUUUUGGCUUAAUGAAGUUCUGUUGGGUAGUUUUAAGCUUUUCUGUCAUUUUAUAGACAAAACUAUAAAUCAACUGGGUUUACAUAGUCUGCAUAAAUGUGCUAUAUUUACAGCGGACAUCACUAACCACCUGCUUAGUGCUAAGUAUCAAUGAUAUUGUGACUUCUUUGAAUGUCAGUUUACACCUGUGAGCAAAUGAUAUGAAUAUGUUUAUGUUUGUAUUCCUUUAUGUGACUACAGAGCCUAUAUUACUCUCUUUUUUAUAUUGUGAUUUAACUGUUUAACUGCAUUUUGUGUCAAUUUUUUUUUUAAUUCAAUCAAGAUUUGUUUUGUCAAAUAAGAGAAAAUUCUCAGUCUAUUUUUCUCACUUCAGUCUUUUUAUUUCUCCACAAUAAGAGUCAACUUGUGGGAGCCCAAAGAGCCUGUUUUCAUUGAGAAAGCAUGACAUCAUAGGUCAUAUGACCGCUUUGAAAAUCACCAUGAAACAUAAAAAAAGCCUAGCUUUGCAGCGUUAUUUCGACAUGAUAUCCUGAUGCACAUAGUCCCUUUAGAUUGCUUAGAUCUUCUAUUUUCAUAUGAUACCAGUAUCUCCAGUACAUUCCUAAAAGUGAGCCCACUACGGCCUGUGGGGAAAAAAACGGCCAAAAUACUGAUAUAUCUGAUAUAAUACUGCCACGCAAAAUAUCGCGAUUCUAUGCUGUAUGGAUUUUACCUCCCACCUCUGAACAAAUCUGAUAAAUUAUCUUCAAAACUAGGUGUUUGAUAUGUGUGUAAUAUGUAACUGUUAUAUAUUAUACUGCUUAAUAAAGGUCAGUUU